UUCAGAACUAAUAAUGUGGCGCGUGGAAUGCGUGGGACCGUUGGGCAAGUCUGGUGGUGUGUCUGAAUUGGCGCGUGUUAAUUCACCACAUUUGUCCGCAUUUAGUAAUGUUGCCUGGCUGCCUACGUUGCUCCCGAGGAAUGGAGGAAACGCGUGCCACAAAGCGAUGCGACGAUGUUUACAGUGGCAGGCCGGCUAGAACGAGACAAGGUGACGCCACCUGUCACACCUCCGCCCUUAAACACACCGCCCGCUACAACUCCUUCAACGCCUGUUGUUACCCCAGCAGUGCCACCACCUAACAGAUUCAGAUCUCGUAAAGCACCAACAUCUCCCACCAAUGGGUUUGCAUCGGGACCUCUCCGAUCUGCGUCUUGUGCGGUUAUGAGUGCAGUGGUUGAUGCUAAGUCAAAGGAGUCACCAAAGCCAGACCGUGAGUCCUUUAAAAGAAGUCAUUCGGUCAGCGAAAAUAUCAGUCGGGAUGAAAAAGAAGAACUAUCGCCCGGCGCAGAGAAACCAGGAUGUCCCGUUCACGUACCACGUGCUGAUGAUGAGACCUUCCACGCAUUCUUCGCGCCUCUUCAGCAGCAGGAGAAACAAUUUGAACAGCUGGAUAUAGAUCUCGAUGCUAUUGAUAGUGCUUCAAGACAGCUGUUGUCCAGCCAAUACGCACGUCGCGCGAAACGUGAACGUCGUCACGUGGCGUCUCGUAACCCGCUGAAGGCUCUCGCGGCUCGAACCGACUUGAGACAGGAGUAUCGCGCUCUCUCGCUCACCACUCGGGACGCGCUAUUUAAAGAGAAAGUGACAGGAAACUGUGGGCUGGCUGCCGAAGCUCUAGCGGCUCUUGCCAGUAAGGAAGACUUCUCAAAUGUGGCGUUACGUAGUGCUUCGGCCACAAAUGUUCCAAAUCAAGGCAUCAAAGCCUUGAUGCUGUUACACGUUAAGGGCAGACGGCGAGUUCAGACUCGUCUCGUGGAGCCCAUCCAUACAAACGUAAACCGCGGUGAUUGCUUCCUUCUUGUGACGUCUGACCAGCUCUUCCUCUACAUUGGUCUCUACGCUAAUGUCAUUGAGAAAAACCGAAGUACAGAUAUUGCCAACCACAUUCUUAACACAAAAGAUCUCGGAUGUAAAAGCGCCAACUCUUUCAUAAAAAUCGAUGAACAAACCAAAGUAUUCUCAAACAAACAUUGGAGCCAAUUUUGGUCCCUCCUCGGAGUCACCGAAGGCAUCGAAGAGUACAAACCGGUGGAAGCAGGUGAUCCAGAUGAAGAUGAGAUUUUCGAAUCCUGUAUUGUCCAAACGAACAUGUGCUACGAAGUCAUGGAUGAUGAACUGGUGCCCAUCAAGGAGUAUUGGGGCCAAGUACCAAAGAUUGCCAUGUUGAAUCAGUCGAAAGUCUUAGUAUUCGAUUUCGGCUCAGAAAUGUACAUUUGGUACGGGAAAAAUGUACCUCUAGAAAGCCGACGCCAAGCGGCACAAUUAGCUAAGGAAUUGUUCGAAGACGGGUACAACUACGAGGAAUGCCACGUUAACCCCUUAAACGCUGCCGAGUCACAAGGAGAAAGAAAAGAAAUUAACACUUUAUCAAAAUCCUCUAAAACUCGACCCGAGUGGGCGAUAAUGUCCAAAGUCACGCAACACAUGGAAACUAUUCUUUUCAAAGAAAAAUUCCUCGACUGGCCCGACUUCAGCAGAGUUAUCAAAAUCAAGCCUCAAGAGAACAAAUCCAAUGGCGUCGAGAUCACCCCGUGUGACGCCGAGGAAAUGUGGUCCAACGAGUACCAAGAUCCAGAUCUCAUUCUAGAAGGAUCUCACAUCGGUCGCGGAACACAUUACUACGACAAAGAGUCGAUGCGGCAUUACGAAAUUAAAACGCAGGCCGUUUGCAAGUGGCUCAUACAGGAGUACGACUGCCAAACCGUCGAAAAUGAGGCCGACGUCGCUGAGUUUUACUCUGGCGACUCUUACAUCAUCAAAUGGGACUAUCAGAUCACGGUUUCCGGCCGAGAAUUGACAUAUAGUGCUUUUUAUUAUAGUGAUGUGAGAGGGCUCCUUGUGAUUCGAUAGAGAUUGUUUGUUGGGCGAGAACGAUUAUGAAAUUAUAUAUAUUCUAUAUAUAAUUUAUGGAUUUCAUUCAAUUUAUGAAAAUAAGAACAAUGUAAUUGGUAAUAUUACUCAUUGCUCUAAAUGUACUAUCAAAUAUAUUAUACACAGUGUUAAAGGUCAUAAAUAAAAUGCUUUGAAAAUUUCCAAA
This is a messenger RNA of Pieris napi, 2260 nucleotides long. RefSeq names its product supervillin-like. Gene Ontology annotation, biological process: actin filament severing; barbed-end actin filament capping; actin polymerization or depolymerization. The record is from RefSeq and is a predicted model, not a curated record. Gene Ontology annotation, cellular component: RAVE complex; cytoplasm; actin cytoskeleton. The transcript has 8 exons. Gene Ontology annotation, molecular function: actin filament binding; phosphatidylinositol-4,5-bisphosphate binding. Lineage: Eukaryota; Metazoa; Arthropoda; Insecta; Lepidoptera; Pieridae. Bases 175 to 2073 code for a protein of 632 amino acids.